AUAACAGUCUUUGUGUUAUAAUCUUAGUUUAGCAAUGAUUCAUUCCUUCACCAUCCGUCUCUCUCUACGUCUCUUGGCUCCCGAAACCCGGCAGCCGAAGAAAAGAGAACCCGCCCGAGCGGCUGCCCGGCCCGAGCCGGCGAUCCCGGGCGCAGGUCACCGUUGGCGCUAUGGCUCAGGCGGAAUCCGAUGGAUGGCAGGUACCCACUCCGUUGGAGGUUUCGAUGGCCUCGAUGGUGCCUACAGCAUCGGAUCCUUCAGACAGGACCCUCCCGGUAGACGAGGAGUCCGCCCGGCCAGAGCUGCAGGGCGUGCGGUUCCGCUUGCCGGAGCAGGGGUCCAGUGAAAUGAGCGAUUGGAUCAAGGAUGCGUGGUCAUCUUCCGACAACAGGUCGCUGUGGCGCUAUCCCAGCAAGCCUGGCAGCAUGCCAGAGUACUUGUGCAGGCAGAACGCGGUGCUGGGACACCGCCGGUCACCGCGGAGACGGGGUCAAGCGGACGAAAGGGCCUUUCGCAUCAAGACCUUCAGUCUCAUGACUCUUCAGCUGGCAGUGGUCUUCAGCCUCAUGGUGACCGUGGACCACUACCAAAUAUGGAGCAACGUCUUGAGCGAAAUGCAAAAGGGCCAUUUCCAGGAUGUUGGGCAGGAGGUGAUCUUUUACAGCGCCGGUUUCGCGACGCUCCUGUGCAUCAUGGCGAUGUUUUGUCUCAAGGAGCGCUUUCCGCUGAACUACUGGCUCAUGGCGGUGACCACGGUGAUGUCCGGGAUGUUCUGGGGCAUGACACGGGCAGUGGUUCAGACCACGAUGCACUUCCAGAUCGUGGCGAUCCUCUUCUGCUCGAUGUUGGGAGCGACAGUGGCUUCCCAGGUCUUACAGAAGCAGCGGGGUCCAAAGCUUUUGAUCCUCAGCUUAGCGCCUGGGUGGGCGCUGGGUGCUUCCUGCAACGUGCUCGUGAGCCGUCUCCUACUCAGAGAGCUGGAUCGCGUCAUUUUGGGCUCGACAGGACUCUCCAUGUUGCUGCUUUGCAUCUUUUCGAUGGAUUCAGGCAGGUACCUGCUCCAUUGCAAGCCGGAUGAUUUCAUGAAAGUGGUGGUUUCGAUGGACUCCACCCUCAUGGUGGUCGUGAGCAUCCCCUUCUUCGUGCUCUCCUUCUGCUUCAUCCACACGGGAGAGGCCGUGAUCGAGGAUGAGCAGGAACAAGAGGUGGCACAGGUGGUACGGGAGGAUCGCCGGGAGCAGGUGCAGGAGCAGCCCGCUCCGCGGGCCGUGGGCAACGAAGAGGCCGUUGGAUGCGCUUGGCAAACGUGGUGAGUUAGCCGUGACGUGAACCACCCACAGCUGAAUGGUUCUCUAGAUUUCGAAACUUUUUCAGGGUAGAAGAAUGGGGGGUCCUUCGGUGUUGAAGCCUUUUGAAGGGGUGUCGAUGGUGAGGAUAGAAGCUUCGUCAACAUCUUAAUUUUCGACCAGGGAGCAGCUUAAUCACUGCUGCCCCACCAUGAUCUCCCAUCAUCUCAGGCGGCAUGGCCUCCCAUUCCACGUGCGCAGGAUCCGGAGGAUCUCAUCGCCUACCGCGUUUGAUGCGCAGAUGGGCGGCAGAGGGGUGGAAGAAGUGGCCUCCAGAUAGAGGGGCUCAUCUUGAAGUGGUGAUUCUUUUGGAAAAGACCGGGGAUCCUUUUUAAACACCUUUUUGCCUUGUUUAUGUUUCCCUCUCAUGACUUUGGGAUUCUGGUUGUUCCCUGAUUGGUCAAGGUUGGUCACUACUAUUUCGACUAUUUCUUUCAAUCUUUCUCAUGUGACAAGGGCUAGGUGGAGUUUGAUUUCUGCAUGGUGUGAGUGGUAUCAGGGUUCCGACAUGUUCCGACCAACUUCGACAUCAGCUGAGGAUGGCGGGUGGGGAGGCCAUGCAAGCCGGGUGUCAUCCGGCUUUGCGACUGAUUC
This is a messenger RNA of Durusdinium trenchii, 1940 nucleotides long. The record is from the annotation of a GenBank genome assembly. Lineage: Eukaryota; Dinophyceae; Suessiales; Symbiodiniaceae.